UGCCCUUCAGGUAAUUCCAUACUAUCUCAGGGAUCACUUCUUUGCCGACUUAUAUUGACCACAUUCGACCUCGGGGGAAUUUGUAGUGGGAUGGCCACAUGUUUCAGAUGGAGAGAAUAUUACAAAGUGAUCGAAGGGGACCGUCGAGAUGUUGAACACUACACUCCGCAUGAGCUUGCGCUCAGAAUCACUAAGCUGCCCUUCAAUGUCCGAUUAAACAGGCAAGUUCCACCUUUGUUGACUGAAGUGGACAGCCAAAUCCAUUUAAAACUGAGAGUUGUCAUCUCUGAGGAUGAGUUCACGUAUAAGACAGAUAUUUGGGAGCUUCUCAAAUGGGCAGCAACUCAAUACAUUGUCACAUUUAUUGUACUAAAUCAUUUGAUCAAUAGUUUUCUGAGCUGUUUAUUUGGAAAUCGUUUGAUAGAAGUUGUUCCAUGUUGCAAACGACUGUAA
Molecule: messenger RNA, 453 nt
Organism: Haemonchus placei
Lineage: Eukaryota; Metazoa; Nematoda; Chromadorea; Rhabditida; Trichostrongylidae
Source: the annotation of a GenBank genome assembly